This is a messenger RNA of Chenopodium quinoa (quinoa), 1305 nucleotides long. Its product is annotated as protein FAR1-RELATED SEQUENCE 5-like. Gene Ontology annotation, biological process: regulation of DNA-templated transcription. The record is from RefSeq and is a predicted model, not a curated record. The coding region runs from base 1 to 1305 and encodes 434 amino acids. Lineage: Eukaryota; Viridiplantae; Streptophyta; Magnoliopsida; Caryophyllales; Amaranthaceae. The transcript has 4 exons.
AUGAAAUUUAAUUGUCUUCAAGAUGGAAUUGAUUUUUAUUAUAAGUAUGCUAGUGAAUGUGGAUUCAAUGUCCGUCAUAGUACUAGCAAGGUAGAAAAGAAGUUGCCUGGUCCUAAUGGUAAAAAAGGUCUUGCACUUAUUAAAUAUUUGGUUUGUAAAAAAGAAGGUUUUGUCAAUGAUAAUAAGAAAGAUAAAAAAGAUGUUGAAGGUGCUGUUUUUAGGAAGAAGAUAGUCAGGAGGAUUGUGUGUCCUGCUAUGAUUAAGUUUAAGUAUUGUGAUGGUGGAAAGUAUGUGGUUUAUUUCUUUCACGAAAGCCAUCGUCAUCCCUUCUCAACUCCUACUACCAGACAGGUCACUAAACCAUAUGAUAAUGGCUUAACUUGUAUUCAUAGGAAGUUUAUAUUUGAUAAUUCAAAGUUUAACAUUAGGGCUGUUAUGUCCUAUAGGAUGAUGAAAGAAUAUUGUGGAGGUUAUAAACAUGUGAGAGGCACUAAAAAUCAAUUUAAAAACUUUUCUCGUGACUUAAGAGUUAAUAUUUCUAAAGCUGAUGGGGCUAUGUGUAUAGAAAAUCUUCAACAGAAAGUCAAAAACAGUAAUGGUGGUUAUUAUUUGGACUAUUGUGUUGAUGCAACUAGGCAUCUAACACGGGUUUUUUGGGCUGAUCCCAUAGGGAGAAAGGACUUUCACUUGUUUAGAGAUUCCAUUUCUUUUGAUACCAUAUAUGAUACAAAUAAAUACUCUUUAGUGUUCUGCCCUUUUACUGGAGUUGACCAUUAUAAACGAUGUGUCACAUUUUGUGCAGCGUUAUUAUCUAAAGAAGAUGUGGAGUCUUUUGUAUGGCUUUUUCAGACUUUUCUAAAAUGUAUGAAAAAUGAGCCUUCUUGCUUUAUAACUGACCAAGAACCUGUAAUGGAACUUUGUGCUGUUGUUUGGGACAGGGAAAUUGAACCUAAUGAGUUUGUUGAUGGUUGGAAUACUGUGAUGGAAAAAUAUGAUUUGGUAGCUCAUGAAUGUCUAGCAAAGGGUUCUGAGGAUGAUCUUUCUGAUUUUGUUAAGUACUUGUCUUCAUUUGAGGAAGAGCUUAUGAAAAAGAACGGUGGUGAAAGUAUAAGUUUCAAAGAAGGCAAAGAAGCUGAUAUUCAGCUCUUUGUUGGAUCUAAUGUUGUUUAUGUAGAUAUCUUGCCUCCGAAUCAAUGUCUCAACAAAGGAUCUGCUAGAAGUUCUAAACGCUUGAAAAGUUCCAAAGAGGUAGCUGUUGAAGAAAAAAGCAAAAAAGGAAGAACUUGCAGAGCUUAUGGGCAAUAA